Messenger RNA from Danio aesculapii, 712 nucleotides. RefSeq names its product leukocyte cell derived chemotaxin 2, tandem duplicate 1 (gene lect2.1). The coding region runs from base 16 to 585 and encodes 189 amino acids. Lineage: Eukaryota; Metazoa; Chordata; Actinopteri; Cypriniformes; Danionidae. The record is from RefSeq and is a predicted model, not a curated record. The transcript has 5 exons.
UUUCCACAUGACCCCAUGACCAAAUAUAAAAACUCAGAGUUCAGUCAGCCGAACAGGCAGAGGACAACAACGCAGAAGAAAGGACCAGAAACAAGCGCUUACAGGAGGAUCAUGCAUCUUGACAUCCUUUUCGGUUUUCUGCUUUUGGCUGUGCUGAGCAGCUCAUGCGUUGAUGCUCAAGUGAAAUUUGGGCCCCUCUGCAGUGGAAACUCAAGUAACCAGAAAAGAGGAUGUGAUAAAAAGUACGGCUGUGGAAACUUUGGAGCCAGUCGUGGGCAACGUAAACACAUGGGUCUGGACAUUGUGUGUACUGAUGGAGCUACAGUUUAUGCUCCAUUUGAUGUGAAGAUAAACGGCAGAGCUAAACCAUAUGGAAAUAACAAUGCCAUUGAUGAUGGGAUUAGCUUGAGUGGAGGAGGUCUCUGCUUCAAGCUCUUCUACGUUAAGCCAGAUCGUUUGUCCGGGACCCUGAAGAACGGGGAUAAGAUCGGAAGUCUUCUGCCCAUGCAAAAAGUUUAUCCUGGCAUCACUUCCCAUGUUCAUGUUCAAAUGUGUGACAAAUCAGAUCCAACAAAGUACUUCUGAAGAAGCCGAUGACCGUCUGCCACCAUCAAACUUUAUCUUUUGUGCCAUUUAUCAAAUUAAUUUCUUGAAAAUUCUCAAAUGCUUUAUCUAAUGCUUUGCAACAUAACAAUAAAGUCAUUUAAUCUAA